AUGCCUUCAAGCAGCACCCAUUCUCGAGAAAAACGUGAACGCAACAGAGAGUCGAGCAGGCGAGGGUCGCGACUUGCCCGACUGCAGACCCAACUGGAGGCAGUCGAUGAAGGGGAGCCACAAAGUCCUUCACCUCGAUCGGAACUCUUAUCCCCGUCAUCAACCGACCGACGACACCGUUCUGAAUCUGGACAUGGCUCUUCCUCCCGAAGACGACAUGGUGGUCGGAGCAGCUCUGAAAGGCACAGUUCGAGUCACCGGCACCGUGACUUGGAUCGCUCGGAUGCCUCUCACAGAGAACUCUUGAAGCUGGUCAUGGAGCAAGAGUCGGAGGCAGAGAAGCUCAGGAAGACCCUCUACAGUACACUUCAGCGAUUGGAAGAGGAAGCGCAGAAGGCCGCGGAACUGGAACGAAACAGUCGGGAGAGUGCUGAAAGGUUCCAGCAGCUGAACGAGAGUCGACUCCAGGCUCAAAAGGAAGCCAGCAAGACCAGCCAGGAACUUCGUCUGUACCAGUUCCAGCUUCAGAACGCGCAAGCUCAGAUUGAAGAAGCCCAGGAAUCGGUCAGGCAGUUGGAGAAGCAGAAAGAGGAGGCAGAGUUGUCCGCUGCUCGCGCUCGUGCCAAAGCGAGGAAGCUGUACCAGAGGCAGCUGGUAUGGCAAGCCAGAGAGGAAGGUCGGAGACAGGGUUUCGAGGCUGGUCUCAGAGAAGCUCAGGAACAGUAUCUAAUCGAAAUGCCGCCCCCGUCAACUCAAAGAGGCUCAAGGAAUACCAAGUCUUCUUCUCGGAAUCGCCGACGAAGAGGACCCACCCCUCCGCCUGAUUCAGAGACAGAGGUAGAACAGGAGAACCGCGACAAUGGUCGUGACGAUUUUGAAGAGGAAGACACUAUUCCGACAGAAAUUGCUCUGCAAAGUCCGGAUCCAUUCACUGCUCGGAAACCUAGUCGCAACAUCGGCAUUCCUUCGCGGUUCCAAGAGCCCAAUCACCAACCUCCUCCCGAGCCAGAGCCUGAACACCCGCCUGUCUCCCAUCCACCUCGAGCACCAUCGCCUAACCCAACCAUCCCUAUCUCACACUACGCCAUCGACAUCCCCCCUCAUGAUGAAAUUGUAAAAGGAAACCGAAAGGAAUGGGUAACGGCGCAGAAGCAUAUGGAGAUCAAUGGCGCACCUUCUCCUGCACGUCCAGUUUCCCAACAGCCACACCUCCCUCCAGCGGAGCCUGUCCCUCUCGAGCAGGUAACCGGCCCUGUGUACUUCGUCAUACCAGAUGCAGCAACUCCCCAGUCUGGGCCGCCUCCACCAGCCCCCGUUUUCCCUCCCUCGGCGUUCAAGAAGCACGAUACGCCUCCAAAAAGCGCAGGCGCUACUUCAAUCAAGAAGCCACGGUUCCUUUCGUUGUCGAAAACCAAAGCUCAAGCUGCUUCGUGGUACCGUUCACUCAGUCUUCGCAAGAAGAGUAAACCUGAAAUUGAUCCGGACGAGGACCCUCAUCAACCACAGCAGCAGCGGCAGCCAGCGGAACAGGCGCCGGGGAUGUCAAACCCUACUGCAAGUGGCACCGAAAACGGCGACGUAUAUCGAUACCAGCCUGAGGCGCCUACUUCUUGGUACACCAAACCGAAGAGCACGAAGAGUCGACACAGUCGGAUUGCGUCAGCCUUCGAUGGUGGGGAUAAUCGGUUGUCGAGAGCGUCAACUCGUCUCUCGGAUCUGGAUAUGGUCAGUGCGGCCCCUGGACGGUAUCAAGGUGAAGGCAGCAUAUCCGGUCGCAGCGCGAGUCGGCAACUCGCACAGAAGCUCAGUAUCAUCAAGGAAGACCCUCUUAGUCGCGGCAAUACCCCUCAGGUGGACAGACACCCACAGCCCCAUGCUGCAGGUGCUACUUCCACUAUGCCUGCUCCGCUGUUUGCCCACAGCGGUCAAUCAGAGGCUGGAUCUGCGCGAACUGGGAAACGUCGCCCCCCUGAAAUAGCUUUGCAGAAUCCCAAUGGGCUGCAACACCCCUCCGUACAAGCCCACUGGGGUCAGGUGCCUCCUCCAAUGCCCGUCCAAAGCCACUCGACUGGUCGUUCUGACACCAUCCAGAUCGACGUCCAACCGGCAACUGCAGCACCGGAACCUUCGGCUCGUCCAAGACCAAUGGACAAUAACCAUCUAUCGCCAAACUAUGUCUACCAACCUCUUCGAACGCCUCCUAUUACCCACAGACGAGAACCGAACUAUGCGUCUUCGACUACGUCCAAGAGAAGCUACAAGUCUGGACAUCAGGUCACUCAAAGUUACAGCGAGCCUCCUGCCCGCCCGGCAGAUGCUCGGUCAGUGCGAAGCAGCCAUUCACGCUCCGCGAGUGCCAUGGGCCCUGUGACUUAUCCCUCCGACUUACUGGCGCCUGAUGGAGGACCGCCGAAAAUGGCCUCUCGUCCCGCUAGCACUAGUUCCUUCAAUCCUCGCGACGCAACCUCUGGAACAACGGAGUACCUGGAUGCCCAACCCAAGGUCAUUUAUCGAUCUGCGUCGCGUUCUUCGAUGCACUCGAGAUACGACCCGGACACGUACCUGGAUCCUGCGUAUUUCAAUGCGCCAGACGGGCAGCCUGCUCCGCAAACUUUGAGCCCUAACAUGAACAUCAAUCGGCAGAGAAGUCCCAGUCCCGGCCUCGAGUAUGUUUGAUUUCUACGCACGCUUUCUGCAUUAACUUCCACGUUCUUUCUUUCUACGCUUGCACUUUACGACUCUCAUGCGAUACCUGCUGUCCAUAGACUACUUUCUAUUCCUU
Messenger RNA from Coprinopsis cinerea okayama7#130, 2782 nucleotides. RefSeq lists its product as hypothetical. The coding region runs from base 1 to 2676 and encodes 891 amino acids. Lineage: Eukaryota; Fungi; Basidiomycota; Agaricomycetes; Agaricales; Psathyrellaceae. The transcript is spliced from 4 exons. The record is from RefSeq and is a predicted model, not a curated record.